AGAAUGUGGACGAUGUAGUUGCUGACAGUGGGGGAAUAGAAAAUCUGGACAGAAUAAAUCAGCUGGGAGAUGUUGAACUACAUGCCGCCACAACUUCACGUGGUGAAGACCAGCACGUCGUGAACGACAACUAUAUCUACGGGCAGUUGCAGCCUCCGAUCGCGUAUUAAAUGCAAAUAAUAUGUCUGGGUCUGGAAAGAUCCAGCUUGUGAUGCUAUCUUUGGAUUCUAAACAAAUCUGCAUUGCAUGACAAGCAAGAGGAGUCCAGACCAGUUUGUUUGUCCUACGCGGGGGGGGGCAUUUCUCAUGCCGAAUAGGCAUCAGAAAGCCCUCCAAAUAUCUGUGAUGCUAGGUCAUGCAUUACAGGCUUCAUGGGUGAUGCAGAACAUGCAUCACAAACCUGGCAGUCUUCCAGACCCAGACAUAUUUGCAAUCCAUAUCGCGACCGAAGAGGAGGAAGAGGACGUGUUGGUGCGCGUUUUGCGAGUAUGCACUGCAAAUAUGUGGUUUAGGCUUGGAAGUAGAGUCUAAACUUGUCAUGCAGGUUUUCCAUAACGCGCGAGGUCUGUCAUACAUGACCUAGCAUGACAGAUUCUGCGCGAGGACCUCUAUCAUGCUUCGCCUGCAUGAGAAAUUGCCUCUCAACUUGGUCAAGAGGUGACACCUUUUGGUAAUCACGCAACACAGAUUUUGGCACUAUCCCCAAUUCGCAUGACAAGUUUCAGCGUUCCGGACCCAGACAUAUUUGCAAUGCAUAACGAGAAUCCGCACUGGACGCCGCGGUCGCAGCGGGCCUGGAUCGGGAUAGCGUGGAGCUCGAAGACCUCGCGGACGGGUCGGGCUUCGUCUUCUCCGACGCGGGCAACAAGAAAGUGACAGCUGGACGAUCACGGUUGCUGCGCGACAGCUCACCAGGAGACGUCGUUGUAGAGGGACAUGUUGCCGCCGCCGCGGGUGUUGAUCCUCGUCCUGGUGCUCCAUCCUCUUCUUCCUCCAGCUCGUCCCUGUUUGCGAAGUUGACAAACAACAGCGGCGACGUCAAGAACCCAGCAGCAGCUAGUACCGUUCCCUUCGGACUGAACAACUCAAAGAACUCCUUCAACCCGGCUAACCAACACGCGAGCAUGAUGACAGACAGCGUCUUCUCCGCCUCCCCUGCACGACCGCCGCUUAAAUCCAACCUUUUCAAGCAGCGCGAGCCGAAGAAUUGUCUGAAAAGCCGUGCCGUCGCGCCCCAAAUAGAAACGCUGACGGACGAGCAGGUGAAGCGGCAGCUGAAGCUGCAAGAGAAAAGCCCCGACGUGCCGAAGCAAAUCGUGGCGCAGUGCGAGUGCCAGUGCACCAAAAUUCGCUUCAACACGGCGGCCGUGGAGCCGAAGCUAUCAAAUGCAAAAAUGUCUGGGUCUGGAUGAAGGGUGGAACUUGUAAUGCUGUCUGCGGAUUGUAAAAAUAUCUGUGUUGCAUGAGCAGCAAGAGGAGUCCAGUUCUUGGCACGCGGAGAGGGCAUUUCUUAUGCGUGGUAAGCAUCAAAAAGCUCUUGAAAAAGCUGUGAUGCUAGGGUUUGCAUCACAGACGUCACGGGUCAUGCAAAAUGUACAUGACAAACCCUGACUCUUCCAGACCCAGACAUUUUUGCAUUUGAUAGAAACUGCACGUUUGCCACUGCUGGUUCUGCCGCAAACACGCAGGCGCGGCGUACGCACUGUACCUGAGCCCCACAAUAUCCAAGAAAAAGUGUAUACAGUUACACAUUUGUAAAUGAAUUCAGCAUCACAAAGUUGCCUUGCAUGACAGGGAAAACUUAAACUUGCGCUGCAGAGAUCAUUAGGGAAAACAGGUUCUAAACGAGGCGUGCAAGCAUUUUGCGCAUGACAGAAGUAUAUCUGUCUUGCCUGUCCUGCAACACAGUGUUUAAGAACUGUAUUAACACUUUUUUCUUUCCAUACUCGAGACUGACGGACGAACAGAUGAAACUUUACCACACCGAGCCGUAUGAGAAGCAAACAAGUGAACAGAGACAAGCUGGCCGCCGAGCGGGAGGUGCUGUCCAGUCCAUGGCAACAGCGGACAAAGAAACUGGAAGUUCUGCGGGCGAGUCGAUGUCGAUUCGUUCUCAACUACUGAGGACACCGCCAUUAUCAACAUCACGGCCAGGAGGGGGACAGCCUGGCGGGUUAGUAUUACCAACCUCGAACUUUCUGUCUAGUAGUCGAGGACAUAAUCAUAAUUACACAGGAACAGCUUCUGGUGCCAGGCAGCAUCAAGCGCAGGGCGACAAAGUCCGGUUUCUCCACGUAGGAACCUACUGCGCAGGACUGGCAUGCGAGUACCAGGAGAAACAAGUUGAGGACCGGCCUUCUUCAUUGAAUAAUGGUACUACAGCUGCACCACCACCGCGCGAACAAGAAGGCGACAGGCAACCUCCAAAUGUUGUGCCGGCGAAUAUCAAAACCCGCACGACCUCGGGGGAUUUCAGUACACCUUCCGCAAUUAAUAUACAAUGCGAGGAAGCUACUUCUACUCCUGCGUUGGUGCCGAC
Molecule: messenger RNA, 2539 nt
Organism: Amoebophrya sp. A120
Lineage: Eukaryota; Dinophyceae; Syndiniales; Amoebophryaceae
Source: the annotation of a GenBank genome assembly